AUCUUUGUAUAUUACGCCCAAGCUGUGUUUGAAAUUUCAACUUUCCCUUGUAAAAUUUAUACUAAAUUCGUAUACAGUAAUCUUAUUGAUUAGUGGCCCGAAUUUACAAGUAAUGGCGCUAGUUGUUUUGAGGUGGGCCCCGCAAAGCAGAGACAUAGCGGAGAACACACAGUCUACUGUUCAUUUAUCGGCGUCACGUGUCAGGUCACGGGCCACAUGACUAUGAUCCAGUCGCUCCGCGGAGUGUGGCUGCCGCGACGGGGAGGAACGCGGAUGGGGUGGACGUGAGUUCCCAGAUGGAAGCGGGCCGCGUGGACUUCUAUAUCGGCCUCUGCCUGGCCGUGUCCUCCAGUGUUUUUAUCGGCGGUAGUUUCAUUCUGAAGAAGAAAGGCCUGCUGCGAUUGGCCGGCAAGGGCUCCAUGCGAGCAGGUCAAGGCGGCUACGCUUACCUAAAAGAAUGGCUCUGGUGGGCGGGGCUCAUUUCAAUGGGAGUCGGCGAGGCCGCCAACUUUGCCGCGUACGCGUUUGCCCCCGCCACGCUCGUCACCCCCCUGGGAGCUUUGAGUGUGCUUGUAAGUGCCGUGCUGUCGUCGUACUUCCUGAACGAGCGUCUGAACGCGCACGGCAAAUUGGGCUGCCUGCUAUGCGUGCUGGGCUCCACCGUCAUGGUGGUGCACGCCCCGCAGGAAGAGGAGGUGGCGUCCCUCAGCGCCAUGGCACAAAAGCUGAAAGACCCAGGUUUCAUUGCGUUUGCGGCGUGUGUUGUGGGCAGCAGCUUGGUGCUUAUCUUAGCGGUGGUGCCGCGCUUCGGACAGAAGAACGUGCUGGUCUACAUCACGAUCUGCUCCGUCAUCGGCUCCCUGUCCGUGUCUUGCGUCAAGGGUCUGGGCAUCGGUAUUAAAGAACUGGUCGCCGGGACCGCUGUGCUAAGGGAGCCCCUCUUCUGGUCCUUGCUGGUCUGCCUGGUGCUGUGCGUCAGCAUCCAGAUCAGCUACCUAAACAAGGCCCUGGACAUCUUCAACACCUCCAUCGUCACGCCCAUCUAUUACGUGUUCUUCACUACGUCUGUGAUCGCCUGCUCCGCCAUCCUCUUCAGGGAGUGGCUGCGGAUGAGCCUGAAUGCCGUGGUGGGCACCAUCAGCGGCUUCCUCACCAUCGUGCUGGGCAUCUUCAUGCUACACGCCUUCAAGGACAUCACCUUCAGCUGGGACUCUGUGCCCCUCUACCUGAAGAAGGGGCCCCGAGACUCAUGCCAGGGGCCCCAGCCUUACGCGGCCCUCUUUGGCCACGACAUUCAUGCUGAGGGGAAUGUGAACCCGCCCUUGCGGGGAGGCACCAAAGAUGGGUGGGCCUCGGAACAAGAGAAAGACCGCUAAAGUAAAAGCAGGCGUACAGUGGGAGAAAAAAAAAAAAAUACACGUAUGUAUGUGCACCCUUUGGGGUGUCGGAAAUUUUUGCAUAAAUUGACCGUAUUCUUUUUCCUCCCACUGUCCAACCGGCAUACCAAAAAAAAAAAAAAAGAUAUUUUAUUUUUUUUUGUAGGCCGCUCCUUCCUGAACUUUAUCUUUUCUUUGUUCCCUCCCUCUCUCCUUUCUUCUGGAAGUUUUUUUUUUUUUUUUUUUUAACUGCACCCUACCUCCCUUUGCUGAAACCCACUUUUCUUGUUUCCUUCCCAUCUUUUUUGCAGGCAUCUCCCCCAAUUCAUCUCUUUUUCGGUAAAAGAUGAAAGUUGAGCGUGCUCAUUCUGCUGUGUGGGAAUGGUUUAGUUUCCCUCCAGCUUCAUAAAGUGUUUCAAUUUGGAGUCCUGGUCGCCAACCAAUGGCUGGGCAUUCAAACAACCAUUUGCGCACACAUUCAAAUUCGAGUCUUCAAUGAACCUACGUUUUGGAUCUUGGGACGAAAACCAGAGUACCCAGAGAAAACCCACACAGGCACGGGGAGAACAUGCAAACUCCACUGAUGGUUUCUUCCCUUUUAUGUACUUCAUUGAUUUGCAUCCCUCCAGCUCCUUUUUUUACUUUUCUUCCUCUUGUACCUGUUUAUUACUGCUUUAAAAUUCCUUUUCUCCAAUGAAAAAGACAAAAAAAAUUAUUUGGACUCCAGCAGUCUUUUCGGCUCUAAAGUGUCCAUUUUACUAAAUUCCGGGGGAUAUUUUCCAUCUGCUAGGAUUAGAGUUGUUGCUGUUCUCCUUUCAAACAACAACAAAAAAAAGUGCAUGAAAGAGUAAACACAAUGUUGAUCCUCAGACACCCGCCUGCAAUGAGGUCAUGCAAAUGUGCAAAAUUUAAGCCCCACCCCUAAGUACACCUCUCUUACGUAACUGCAACAUUGUAUAUAAAGAAUAAUCUCAUCCUUACAAACAUUGAAGAACAUAUAAAAGAAAGCACUAUAAAUCAACUUAUGAUAAAGAAGGAAUUGAUUCAUGUCGUUAAUUGUGUUCUUCAGGGUCUUCCCCCCCACAUCGCAGGUUGCACCCCACUAUUUGAGAAGCCCCGCCAUACAGGAAGUCAGUCCAUAGUUUGAAGUUCUACCAUAGCGCUUUCUAGCUUUAGAAUGUAACACAUCUUGUUUGUAUGUUGUUGUUUUUUCUGCACUUCAAUCACAUUCUAUCUUCUGAUGAUUGUAACAUCUCACAUGACCAAAGAAGAAUGUUCCUCCUGUUGACUUUGUGUAUUUUACAUACAAAAAGCAUAAAUGGCUGAAUCACUGGCAA
Messenger RNA from Syngnathoides biaculeatus (alligator pipefish), 2713 nucleotides. RefSeq lists its product as uncharacterized. The transcript has 6 exons. Gene Ontology annotation, biological process: magnesium ion transport. Bases 297 to 1376 code for a protein of 359 amino acids. Gene Ontology annotation, cellular component: membrane. Lineage: Eukaryota; Metazoa; Chordata; Actinopteri; Syngnathiformes; Syngnathidae. Gene Ontology annotation, molecular function: magnesium ion transmembrane transporter activity. The record is from RefSeq and is a predicted model, not a curated record.